This is a messenger RNA of Penicillium odoratum, 6159 nucleotides long. It is a transcript of the gene sec16, whose product is annotated as COPII coat assembly protein SEC16. Bases 1 to 6159 code for a protein of 2052 amino acids. The transcript has 2 exons. NCBI's taxonomy places the organism in Eukaryota, Fungi, Ascomycota, Eurotiomycetes, Eurotiales, Aspergillaceae. Gene Ontology annotation, cellular component: ER to Golgi transport vesicle membrane; endoplasmic reticulum exit site. Gene Ontology annotation, biological process: autophagy; COPII vesicle coat assembly; Golgi organization. The record is from RefSeq and is a predicted model, not a curated record.
AUGGACGAAGCAGUAUCGCCUGACCAGGGCGCUGGUAACUGGAAUCCAGCAUCACGCCCGGAGAAUACCAUACACGGGGUUGCGGCGACUUCGAUAGAAGCUACUUCCUUCGACCUCCCGGUCACCGAAAGCGCGCCAGAACCUCCUCGCUCUGACGUUAUAUCGCCCCUCAGCGACGACAGUUUUUCUGCGUGGGAUAUGCCAGAAGAUGCGGCCGCUGCACACCCGGAGCCUACAUCGUUAAAUUCCAUUUUGGCGGACGUGCCCCCGACUCCUAACGAGACUGGAAUGGAUGAUCAGAAGAAUGUCAGUACGGCGUUACUUGACGACAAAAACGAUUUUAGCACGACUAUCACCCCGGACGUUUCUCUCGACUCCCCCUCCGAUGAUAUUGCGCCCGCGCAGUCCGAGCCUAGCCAGCCGGAGAUCUCCACCACCGCCAAUGCCCUAGAAGCAGAAAUCUCUGUGCCUGACACAACUACUACCUUCAAUGAUGGUUCCAUGGAUUUUUCGGAGCUAUUGACGAAAGAUCCAGUAGUCGAGGAACCUCUGAAUAAACAACAAGACCCUGAAGCGGAGGUUGUUGAGGCUGUGCGUGUUGAAGAUAUACCUGUGGGGACUCAUGUGGUAGAGUCUCAGUCUGAUCCGAUUUUCGCGUCUAAUGAGGAUUCCGUCGACUUUUCGGAGCUAUUGACGAAAGACCCGGUCGUCGAGGAGCCUCUGAAUAAACAAGAAGACCCUGAAGCGGAAGUUGCCGAGGCUCAUAUACCUGUGGGAACCCAUGUGGUAGAAUAUCAGUCUGAUCCGAUUUUCGCGUCUAAUGAGGAUUCAGUCGACUUUUCGGAGCUAUUGGCCAAAGAGCAAGUCACUGAGGAACCUCUUCAUCGACAAGGAGACCGAGAGGUGGAAGUUGCUGAUGUUGCGCCUGUUGAAUUCCAGCAACUUGAAUCACAUCCGGCAGAAUCCUCGUCCAUCGCCGCAGUUUUCGGCUCCAGUGAAGAACCAGAUGAUUUUUCUGCUUUACUAUCCGCGAAUGUCGAACCCACAUCUAUCCCGAUGCAAACCGACCCAAGUGAAGCCAUUUUUGCAUCAAACGAAGCCCCUGAAAAGCUGGAAUCUGCUCCGAUAGAUUCUUGGCCCGCGCAGGACACGAAGCCACAAGAACUUCCGGUUGAAAACAGCUUACCCCCGCAUGAACCGACUGUCGAGGGAAUUUCCCAUUCGACUGACGUGGUACCAUCAGGCUUCGAAGAACCAGUGAUGGAUACAAGUGCAGAUGGUGGAGGUGCCUGGGGUAGCCAGGCCGACGGAGAAUUUGAUUCAGAUGGUGAUGACUUUUUUAAUCAACUGAAAACCCAGACUAAACCCAUCUUCGCACCCGAAGCGGAGUCGAGGUUUGAAGAGGGUAUCCCGUUGCUCGAAGAAGACACCCCGGAUUCCCAAGAACCUUUAGUGCACGACAAGGAGGUAGCAACUGAUAUGUUUGCUAAUGACAACGACGAUGUGGAGGAUUUCUUCAGUUCUGUGAAACAGUCGAAACCCGUUGAAGAUGAACAACGCUUUCAUAUUACUCGCAAAAGUACAAACCAGGUGUUGGAAUCGGCCGGGUUUGACAUCAAUUCCCCCACAAGCGAUAUCUCGGCAGCGGCGCAGUUCGACGAUGUUAUCAAGGCAGCGACCUCCGAGCCUCAGCAGCCUCAAACCCAAACCAGCGAACCCGCGCCUUCAGAUGAUGACUUGGCUGCAAGGUGGGAGGCCGAGCUGAGCGAUGCAGAGGAAGAUGACCUUGCAGCUCGCUGGGAGGCGGCACUGGAUCUGGAUGACGAUAUAGAAGACGAUAUCCCAGCAGCUUCACAUGUCCCCCAGACUCCAAUGGCUGUGGGUUUGAACAGUCCAUUUGAGACACCUCAGCAGCGGCAAACUCCGCCCAGGCCCAUUCCUGGUGUAUACACUCCACACCAACCAUCCACUGCAGAUUUAGUUGGAGGAGUCGAUUUCCCGGGUGCCCCGCCUGCAAAUUCCACCAUGCCGCCAUUCUAUACACAACAACCGCCGAACCCAGUCACCACCAGGGGAGAAAGCUUUGCUGAGCGGUCUAAAGAAGGUUACAAAUCUCCUUACGAUCUCCCUGAUGACUUGUCUCUGCCUCGGCGGCCUGUUGUCACUCAGAAGCCUACCCCUCCGAAGGUGGACAACAGCAUGCCGCCUCCACCACCUCCAGUGAGUAACUCAUAUGCUGUCCCUCCCUCUACAGCUUCUGCACGGCCAGCGGCAGCUGUUACUACGCCUACACCGAAGAACUUCUAUGAGGAACUUCCGUUGCCUCCCCCACGAUCCAGACCAGCCAGCUCAGGGCGGUAUACGCCAGGACCGACUGGCCCCGCCACAACAGAUUCGUCAAUGGGUCCGCCCCCCCAGAGCCCAUAUGCACCAGUAAUGGGCACUGUGCCUGUUCUCCCUACAGGUGGCGUCCUUCCUGCUCAGUGUUCGCUCCAGCCGCCGGAGCUUUUGGACCCAUAUGGUCCCAGUGGAACAUUAGCCUCGAGUGCCCCUGCUGGUCCUCCUGCUUCCUCCCGCUAUUCUCCUAUGCCUCCUAAUCUACAGCCCUCGGGGAAGCCCCCUUCGGUCUCAAGAUACUCACCCGCGCCUCCCCCUUCAACAUCUGGUAGUCGAAAUCGCUACGCCUCGCAGCCACUGGGUGUUCCUGGUCAGGGUGUCAACCUGCCUUUCCAGCCUCGUACAUCAAGCCCGCUGGCAUACCACGAAAAGGUGUCAUAUCAGCCCGAUGGUCUUCAGCAGGAGCAGCAACCGCCGCUGCUACAGCCCCCAUCGCUUCAACCUUCCGUUGAUCUGUCACCGCCCCGACAGCGGUCAAGCAUAGACCAAGGGUCAGUCCAUGCCCCACAGCUGCCUAAUGGAUCCUCCUAUGGCGCGAACCAGGCAGCCGGAAGUCCUCCUGGUGGUUCGCAACAGAAGGGUCGCUAUGCACCUCAAGAGUACAUGAACCAGUUCACUCAGCGUAUGGUGCCAAACAAUCCCUACGCUCCGACUCCUCCCGUAGUCGAUGCCCAGCCUUCUUCUCAAGCCAGCGAGCCUGGAGUAAUCUCUCCCCGCAGGUCUCAAACCCAGUCACCUGGUCGCCAAUUGGUAAGCCCUCGAGCAUACGUGCCGCCCCUUGACACUCUUCCCCGCCCUGCUUCAGUGCACGGAUCAAGCUCCCCGACAAAGACCGUGAAUCCUUAUGCACCUCAGCAAGCCGCAAGCCGUGCUCGGGCGGCUUCUCGAGCUUCUCAGCAGCUUGAGUUUAUCGCGCCCACUGAUGGUCAAGAACAAGAUCCCCUCCAGCGUUGGAAGGGUGCUCCUAUCUUCAAAUUUGGGUUUGGUGGAGCGGUGGUCUCGUGCUUCCCCAAGCACGUUCCUCGUUAUUCUGCCGGGGUAGCGGUUCCAAUGAUCAAGCCCACUCUUGGUGAACCUAGAUAUUCUCAGCUUGAUGCAUGGCUACCGACUGGCGAGACUAUUGUGCCGCAUCCUGGUCCUCUUAAGACCAAAUCCAAGAAAAAGGACGUGUUGACCUGGCUCUCUAGCAAGAUUGCAGCCUUUGAAAAUGAAGAAACACCGGGCUUCAAUUCUCAUCAGCCUGAUAUUCAAAAGCGUCACGAAGAGAAGAUCUUACUCUGGAAGGUCACUAAAAUCUUGGUUGAAAGUGAUGGUACUUUUGAAGGAUCCCCUGAGAUUCAAAAGUCUCUGCGACAGAUCAUUUCCCCGAAUCUCCACGAUCCUCAACCCGAAGCUGAGAACACUUAUGGAGCCCCAUUCCCUAUGUCCAGUGGUCCAGGAGCUUUGGGCAUUUCCUCUCAACCGGAUGCCAUUGACGCUCAGUGGAGUGAAGAGCUCCGGAACCAUCUGCUGCUUGGUGAGCGGGAAAAGGCCGUCUGGGCCGCUGUCGAUAGGCGCCUUUGGGGCCACGCAAUGUUGAUUGCUUCGACUAUGGAAAAAACUAUCUGGAGACAGGUCGUUCAGGAAUUUGUCAGACGUGAGGUCCGGUCUACAGGAGCCAACACCGAGUCGAUCGCGGCUCUUUACCAGAUAUUUGCCGGCAAUGUUGAGGAGAGUAUCGACGAGCUUGUUCCUCCAUCGGCACGGGCUGGUCAUCAUUUGAUCAGCAAGGCAAAUGGUCAAGGCGCCCCUAAGAAUGCACUUGACGGGCUCGAAAGCUGGAGAGACACUCUUGGCUUGGUAUUAAGCAACCGCAGCUCCGAUGAUCAACAAGCGUUGCUGGCUCUUGGAAAUUUGUUGGCCUCCUAUGGCCGUACUGAGGCCGCCCACAUUUGCUUCAUCUUCUCUCGAAAUGCAGUCUUUGGUGGAGCCGACGAUCCCCAGGCCAACAUUGUGCUCCUUGGUGCUGAUCACCAGCGCCUUCCUUGUUCCCUGCUCGAUGAUGAUUCUAUUCUCUUGACUGAGAUCUAUGAGUUUGCCACAUCUGUCCUGGGCAAUUCUCCAGUAGCCAACUUGCCGCACCUACUAGCUUUCAAGCUUAUGCAUGCCAAGUACCUCGCCGACCGUGGGCGUAAAUCAGAGGCACAGAACUACUGUGAUGCAUUUGCUACAUCUCUUAAAGCAACCACUCGUCCGUCACCUUACCAUCAUCAACAGUUGUUCAACGACAUUGAUGAGCUAUCAGCGCGCCUUCGUCAAGCCGCUAGCGAUGGGGCUUCAUCUUGGAUUUCAAAGCCGAGUAUGGAGAAAGUUUCCGGAUCUAUGUGGGCCCGGUUCAAUAGCUUCGUUGUCGGUGAUGACAAUGACGCAACUUCAACAGGUUCAGGCAGGGUUGGUGAGGCUUCGGACUUUGGACCAUUUGCUGGUGUGGCUGGGACACCUACUGUGAGCCGGUCCCCAUCCGUGUCAGAUCUAUAUGGCUCCUACCCGGGAGCUGGAGCGCAGCAAAUCCCCCCCGCUGCGAUCUCUGCCGCCGGUUCUUCAAGGUAUCUUCCAUCCAACCAAUAUGCCGUGAAUGGCUCGCCGGAGCAGUUACGUGGUAGGUCCUCCAUGGAUUCGCAGAGAUCUGUCUCCGGUGGUGUUCUCUUUGGACAACGCAGGCCUUCACAGGACCCUGAAACCCCAGUGGACUCUAUGUUCCCGGGAGCACCUAUGUAUGGAUCUUCACCUGGCAAUGUUGCAUACCAACCUACCCCGCCUCAGCAAUCUUAUAUGCCUCUGGCUCCAGUCAAGGAGGAUGCUACUCAACCACCAGCUGAAGCAACCCAAGCUCCCGUGAAUGGUCUCUUUUAUCAGCCUCCUGGGCAGGCCAAUGGUUCUCCCAGCCAAUCACCCUACUACCAAGGCCCACCUGACAUGCCACAAGCUGAGAAUUCCGGUUACACGCCCCCAGCUUCUGCCAAUUCCUAUGAGCCUCCAUCUUACGCGCCAGUCAUGAGUCUUGCCCCAGAGGAGAUUGAACCUCAAGAAGAUGAGCUAAAACCCAAGAAGGCAUUUAUGGAUGACGACGACGAGGAUCUCUCUGCUCGAGUAGCAAACCUGAAGCUAUCCCAAAAGCAAGAGAACGAUCGUAAGGCAGAUGAGGCAUUCCGAAAAGCCGCCGAAGAAGAUGCCAAACGUGAUCAGCAGCAAGCUCAAAAGAAGGGUUGGUUCGGUGGAUGGUUCGGUGGAGCUGGCAAAAAGGAGUCCGAAAAUGCAGGCGGUGGUCCUAUCAGAGCUAAACUCGGCGAGGAGAGCUCUUUCUAUUAUGACAAUGAGCUGAAGAAAUGGGUCAACAAGAAGGAUCCUAAUUCCAGUGGUCCUGCUCGUGCCACACCCCCGCCUCCUCGAAGCUCUGCUCCUCCCAGCCGGGCCAGCUCUGGCAGCAUGCCCCCUCCCCCUGCUCCGAUGUCUGUCACCUCUAACAGUCGACCCCAGUCAUCGUCCAGUGACGCGCCCCACUUGUCAUCAAGCCCCGCAUUCCCCGGGCUCGCUGUCCCUCCACCCAUGCCACGAUCUGUUUCUACUGGCGGGGCCAUUUCAUCCACUCCACCCAGACCUCCUUCCUCCCUCAGUCAUGCCCAGUCUAUUGAUGAUCUUUUGGCCGCUCCGACGGCCCGCAAGGCUGGUAAUAACGUCCGAGGCAGAAAGAAGGGUCGCUACGUUGAUGUCAUGGCACAAUGA